Clarias gariepinus (North African catfish) is the source of this 1726-nucleotide messenger RNA. It is a transcript of the gene cavin4b, whose product is annotated as caveolae associated protein 4b. Gene Ontology annotation, cellular component: cytoplasm; caveola. NCBI's taxonomy places the organism in Eukaryota, Metazoa, Chordata, Actinopteri, Siluriformes, Clariidae. The coding region runs from base 313 to 1245 and encodes 310 amino acids. Gene Ontology annotation, biological process: regulation of gene expression. The transcript is spliced from 2 exons. The record is from RefSeq and is a predicted model, not a curated record.
UGCCUGGCUCUUCUGGGUCUUUCUCACUUGCUAUCUGUCUCUCUUUGGCUUAGCGUGGUCUGUUGUCUGCCCUUUGAGCCCCUUGGAGUUCUGUGGGGUGGAGCUUUCCCAGUUUUCUUUCCAAUAGUCCAGUUAAACUGUUGCUGGAGGAGUGUGUCUCACCCUAGUGUGUCAUCUAGGUUUUCUGAAAGCAAAUGAAACACUGCCUUACACUAACCUUGAGGCUAGCGGCAACAUUUCUACCUGAGGACCCUUAAUCCUGGUCUCUACUCUUCAAGGUAGGAGCUCAGACUUGGUCCAGGUACAGUAGGCAUGGCAGAAAAACUGGGACUUGGGGCUGCUAUAGAUGAGCCCAAUGCCUUGAAUAUUCUUACCCUACUGGAACGUGUGGCUGGGCUCAUUGACAAUGUACAGGCCUGCCAGCAGCGCAUGGAAGAGAGACAGCUGGAGUUGGAGAACACUGUAAAGACCAUCCAGGAAGAUGUAGUGAAGUUGACCAAGGAGCACACCAGUACCAGUGGUACGGUGGAAAAGCUAUUGGAGAAAACCCGAAAAGUUAGCUGCCACAUUAAGGAUGUCCGGGUCCGUGUGGAAAAGCAAAAUGUACGUGUCAAGAAGGUAGAGGAAACGCAGAGUGAGCUGCUCCAAAAAAACAAGUUCCGUGUGGUAAUAUACCAGGGUGAUUCUGAGGUCCCAGCAGUAGCAGGCAAAAAGGAAACUCCAAAAGGAGCAGCAGGUGGUGGGGAAUCUGUGGACCCAACUGAACCCGAGAUCGUAUAUCCUGACUCAGAUGAGGAAUACAUGGUUGUUGAAGAAGCUGACUCCACAGCAGCCAAGUUGAAGAAGACUGGCCUGAAGCGCAUCGAGAGUCUGAAGAAUACCUUUUCCCGUGAGAACAUGACCAAGACCAAGGAGAAUCUGGGAACCAAGGUUAACAAACUAGGUGAGCGCAUUGUUCCAGCUGAGCGCCGUGAGAAGAUCCGCCAGUCAGGUGAACGCCUGAAGGAAACCAUAACCAAGAACGUCCCAGCAAAGUUAAACCUGAAAAAGGAGAGGACUGUGGCUGAGGGUCAGGAAGGGGCUGAGGGUACGACAGAGGUUGUGGCGCCCAUUCCACCACCCAAGGGGCGCAAACCCACUCCACAUGUAGCUUACACAGAGCCCACACCAAAGAAGGAAGGAGCAGAAGCAGGCAAAGGAGCUGAGCCAGAAGUGCCAAUGUAUGACAUGAAGGAGCUUUCAUAAAUGACAAGUCAGUGGAAUUGGAGAAAUAUCUGGAGGUUUGAGUCAUGUUUAAGAAAUUUACAGUUCCUGAUCGGAAGGCUAUUGAUGGACACAAGUCUAGCACCCGGUGGUCAAAACUCGGGCCAGUCACACAGACCUAGCAGGCCUCGUGCCAAAAUAUUAUGGCUGGUUGGUAACCUUGAAGGAAUGAAUAAGGGAAGUCACUUGACAUAAAUAUCGUUUUUAGCUAUUUUUACACUCUCUCUCUCACUUGGAUUAAUAAUGGAUGUUUAAUGAUUUAGCAGGAAUAAAGUCAGAACAAAUGUGAGUGAGAUUAUUCCUAACCCACUCUAGUGUUUAAAUAUUAGAUUAUAAAAUGUUAUUUAAGAUUUUGCAUGCAGCAUUAUGUAUGUGUUAUUUAUGUGUAAUGUGCUACAGCAUUGUACUUUUAUUAACCUUGAUGAUCUCAUCUAGCAAUUUGAAAUAAACAAAGUCAAAUCAA